AUGAAAUGAGACUCACUCUCCUCUUUCAUUCAUGCAGUCAGACUCUUGUUAUAUGCAUGGUAUAGAUGGAUACGAAAUGAAAUUCUCUCUCCUCUUUCAUUCAUUCAGACUCUUGUUAUAUGCAUGGAUCGAUCAAAACGAACCUCUUCUUUUUCUCUAUCGUCGUCUCUGCGAACCCUAGCUUUUCACUCUCUCUGUGCUUCGAUCAAAGCUCGCAUUUUUAAACUUUGAGCAUGGCUUCCGGAUCAUCGGGCCGUAACAACUCUGCUUCGAAAGGGUUUGAUUUCGCCACCACCGAUGACAUUGUUUGCUCGUACGAGGACUACGACAAUUAGGAUAAUUAUAAUGGAAGGCACUCCGAUUCCGUGAUCGGAUCCAAUUCUGCUAAGAUCCUUGAGAUUGAAACUCUUUAAUGAUGGCUACUGCAACCGUCUCUUUUGCUGGUCCACGUUAUGCUCCAGAGGACCCCACUCUUCCCAAGCCUUGGAAAGGGCUAGUUGAUGGUAAAACUGGUUAUCUUUACUUCUGGAAUCCGGAGACCAAUGUCACUCAGUAUGAGAAGCCCGCUGCCUCUUCACACACGGGCUCAGCUCCACCACAAAAGCUGUCUGCAGCACCUGUAAGUUCUUCGGUUCAAGUUGAACAAUCUUCUCAUGGACAUUGUGACAGUAUCUUCAACGAUGAUGACGAUAGAUAUAAUGGAGGUAGCAAUAGUGGGUCUAAGCUUGAUACAGGAACUCGGAGUUAUCAGAGUGGGAAAGGUGGAUCAGAUCAUCCUCAAAAUGUUCCUAAUGAGGAGAUAGGCGUUGGACAUGGAGGGUCUUCUGGCAGAGGUUAUGGCUUUUGGCUGUUGGAAAUGGCCCAUCUGUCGAAUCUUGUUGCCGUCAGCAUGAAAUUACUAUUAGUGGUGUUUUUGUUUCAAUUUUCAUCAGGGAGAUAAUGUACCCCCUCCUUUAACAUCAUUUGAAGCUACUGGUUUUCCUUCAGAGCUUCUUCGAGAGGUAUGAAUUUCUUUCUAUGUUUGCGACUCUGUAUUGGCCAGAAGUCUAUGCAAGUUUACUUUGAUAUGUGAUCUUAGUGUUUUCUGUGAAAA
Messenger RNA from Camellia sinensis, 1093 nucleotides. NCBI's taxonomy places the organism in Eukaryota, Viridiplantae, Streptophyta, Magnoliopsida, Ericales, Theaceae. The record is from RefSeq and is a predicted model, not a curated record.